Triplophysa rosa is the source of this 1905-nucleotide messenger RNA. Its product is annotated as leucine-rich repeat-containing protein 27-like. The record is from RefSeq and is a predicted model, not a curated record. The transcript is spliced from 8 exons. Gene Ontology annotation, molecular function: protein binding. Bases 646 to 1575 code for a protein of 309 amino acids. NCBI's taxonomy places the organism in Eukaryota, Metazoa, Chordata, Actinopteri, Cypriniformes, Nemacheilidae.
CGACUGUAACAUCCUCCAUAAUGAUCUUUCUGGGCGAUUCGUAUUUACCAGUUCCAGUCAAUUCAAGCCAAUUAGGUCGGAGCAACAUGACGAGUUCGGUUUGAUAAGAUAAUUGGUUAACAUGAACAAGGAACAGCGCUUAUUAAACUUAGGUCAGUGUUACCAUAGCAACACAAUAGUUCAUUUUCGUGAAAGAAUCGAUUUUAAAAGCAUUCAAGUUGUCUCCGUAACAUCAACUUGCAUUGAUAUUAACACACAUUAGGAAAUCAAAUACUGUACGUGUUUCUUUCUAAAAAUGUUAGCAAAUGUAUUAACAAUGGAUUCAAAAGACAUUUAAUUUAAAGUGUUACAAUACUAACCAAAUCCAUAUCAGUUUAUGCGUCCUGGUAUUAUUCAAACGCGCGAGGAUGUUUGGGCCCCACCGCGCACCGUAGUCUUGCUUUCACUUUCACGUGCUGUCUCUAAGGUAACGACUAACAUCACAGCUGACGUGAAUUGUAAGAGAUCUACGGCCUCUGUUUUAAAACGGUCAACGAUAAGGACAGUGUAUAAACUUAUUUAAAAUAAUUUCAUACGUCCGCUGUGUAAAAACCAUUAAUUGUCGGAGUGUAACGUUACGUAAGAAAUGAUCCGUUAAACACUGUGAUGACACACCAGAAGAAAGUCUCUGAUCGUAAAGAAAAGGUCGUGAAUAACAUCGCCUCAGUGCAACUGCGUUCUGCACCAGACACGAUUUAUAUGAGCAGAAGAGGUUUGAUGGAAAUAUCGGAGUUUGUUUUGAACACGACACAUGUAAAGAGUUUAUAUCUGGAAGGUAAUGAAUUCACUCGUCUUCCUGAGCACUUCUUCAGCUCUCUGCCAUCUUUAGUGUGGUUGGAUUUGAGACAUAACGAACUCACAAAUCUCCCUGCAGGUGUUGGCCAUCAUAGAUGCUUGAAAACGUUACUUUUGGAGGGCAACCCAAUAACUGAACUACCGCCAGAACUGGGUAAUGUAAUCACACUGAAAGCCCUGAGUCUGAGGAACUGCCCUCUCACGUUUCCACCUCACCAUAUCGUGAAUCAGGGGCUGGCAAAGAUUCUCCACUAUCUGCGCAGCACCACGGCUGAACUAGAUGUUCCUGCGGUGGAGAAGCUGCAGUUGUCUGAUCUGAGUGGCUUCAGUCUGGAUCUGUGUGAAGAAGCAGUGGAUGACGCAGACAUCCGCCACUUUCAGGAGCUUCGGCACAGGAUGGUCCAGAUGGAGAGGGCUGAUUUAGAACAGCCUGGAACAUCAGAGGGCGACAGAGGAGCUGGACCGCUCGUCCUCACCACCAUCAGGACUAAAGCCGUCACGAGAGGCAUUUGCUCAGAAACCCAGAGCUGGAGCAGAACAGAUGAGAUCAGACUGGCAGCCAUGAGAGAACUGAAGGAGAAACAGUGGCUUCUUGAGGAAAGAAAGAGAGCCCAUGAGCAGCUGUGGAGUCACAGAAACCAAAGCCACAGAGUCCCAGAGCAGCACACCAGAAGAACCACAGAGGAUCGAUCCUCUGCUCAUCUCACCCGAGACAUCACAGUUAUUCCUGGAUUCCAGUGAAACGGGUGGACAGGUACAAGCACAUGUCCAGAUACCUUCAGUGUAAUACUGACAUCUUGUGGUGGAUUGUGAAAGUUGAAGAAAGACGAGAGACUUGUGAGGAUAGGAUCACAGGUUAGAACACACAAACGAAGAAUAAAGAAACUUUGAAAGUGCCUUCAAAGUCACCCUGGAUAAAAACACGUGAACUUUUCUACUUUGUUCUUGAUUGAUUACAAUCAUUACUGUAAUCUUCUUGAAUGUUAUUGUUUUAAAAGUUCCUGUUACAUUCAUGCUUAGUAAAACCUUGUGAUGACAAUAAAUGCUUUUUGAAAUCUAACCAUCGAGAAA